CCACUGUGCAGCCCACUUUAGAAAUCAGUAUGAAGGAUUUAUGGAUAUGAAAUCAUAUUUUGAAACCGGGACACUGAAAAUGGCUGUGCUGGGGAAUAAGAGACAUUUUGUCAUAUGGUAAUUAAAAAAUUGGAUUAAAAAAAAAAAACUGUCAUCUUAUAGUACUUUGUAACAGCUGACAGUAGUUACCGGGAUGGAACACUAGAGGGCGAUGGCAGGUGCAGGGGAUCCUUUGCAGGGGACAAAUCUGCUUGCACACUUUUGCUACGAUGUCAACAUCUUCGUGGACUAACGAUCUCUGCAGGGAUUUCUUUGUGCUUCCUGUUAUACAGCCUAUGGUUAGAGUUGCUCAUCCUGCUCACAGACGAUCUUUGCGGCGCUCUCCUCUCAGCUGACUCGGUCCAGGACAGCUGCAGCCGCCAGGGAUGUUAUCGUGUUCCGAUCCACCCGAAAAGCGAUGAAUGAUUCGAGAACCAAGUGGACUGGACGGAGAGCGGCGGAGCUUCAGUUGACAUCGGGCUGCCUAGCUCCGACUGUCGGGCAGCUCCGAGGAUGGCGUCGAGGCUGAGCGGGGAUGGCAAGCCGCUCACUCCCCGUGUUGUCCUCGGUCCCGGCGUCCUGCUGUCCGUCCUGGCCGCGGUAGCCAUUUGUCACGGCUCCUGUAAUCACAGAGUCCCGUCUCCCGCGGAGGUCAUCCAUCAUGUGUAUUUGAAGCCUGAGCGUUUGACCAAGAGGAGCUCUCCGGAUGACCUGCAACUGAAGAUCAAGAUCAUCUAUGACAGCAGUGUUGACCAACUUCCAGCUGACAAGAGGAGGCUGGUGAAGGAUAAGCUGUUUCCUCAGGCCAUCGACUUCCUGCAGAGGGCUUUCAGUGUGAGGCGCAGGGUGGGACCCAUACUGCUCAGCAGACAAUGUGCAACCAACCAGUACAUGAGGAAGAGAGAUGACCCUCAUCGGUACUGCCAGGAGUCCUGUGCAGACGUCACUCGCUGUGGCCCCGUCAUCGUACCGCAUCACCACCUGCAGCAAUGCAAAGUCUGCAGUGAGUUUGGAAAGUCGUGUGGCCCCACAGGACCUCCAGAUGGCCCCGGAGUGGAGGGGUCGGACUUUGUGCUCUACGUCAGCGGCAUAACCACGGAGCGCUGCGGCCAGGAGAACAUAGUGGCCUAUGCUGCUUACUGCCAGCUGGAGGCGGAGCUGGAUAGACCCAUUGCAGGCUACGCCAACCUGUGUCCUACCAUGAUCUCCUCCCAGCCUCAGGAGUUUGAAGGGAUGCUGUCCACCGUCAAACAUGAGAUCAUUCACGCUUUGGGUUUUUCCGCCGGCCUCUUCGCCUUUUAUCACGACGACGAGGGCAAACCUCUGACUCCUCGCUUCGCCAGCGGCCUGCCCGCUUUCAAUGAAAGCCUGGGGCUGUACCAGUGGAGCGAGGCAGUGAUCAGAAGAGUCAGCAGGCUGUGGGACAUCCGAGGAGGGGUGAUGGUCCGGCACCAUGUGCACGUCAUGGUCACUCCCCGGGUCGUGGAAGAAGCCAGGAAUCAUUUCAACUGCCCCAUCCUGGAGGGAAUGGAGCUGGAGAACCAGGGGGGGGCCGGCACUGAACUCAAUCACUGGGAGAAAAGACUCCUGGAGAACGAGGCCAUGACGGGCUCCCACACCCAGAACCGGGUCUUCUCCCGGCUCACGCUGGCCAUCAUGGAGGACAGCGGCUGGUACCGGGCCAACUACAGUCUCGCUCAGAGACUGGACUGGGGGCGGGGCCUCGGCUGUGACUUCGUCAUGAAGAGCUGCAAGCUGUGGAUGGACAGGCAGAGACAGAGGCGACACGCUGCAACCCCCUACUGCAACACGGUGCGCGCCUCCCCUCUGCAGCUCACCUGCAGACAGGACCAGCUGGCUGUGGCCGUCUGCAACCUGCAAAAAUACCCAGAGAAGCUGCCACUGGAGUACCAGUAUUUUGACCAGAUCCCGGACGUGGCUGCAGACCAGCUCCCGUUUUAUGGGGGCGCCGUGGAGAUCGCAGACUACUGUCCCUUCAGCCAGGAGUUCAGCUGGCACCUGAGUGGAGAAUACCAGAGAAACUCCUACUGCAGAGUGUCUGAGAACCAGCCAGACUGGUGGAGGAAUUACGGCGCGGAACAGUACGGACCGGAUUCUGUGUGUCUGUACCAGAAGUCAGCCUUUGUGAUGGAGCAGUGCUACCGCAAGAUGACGUACCCUGACUGGGGAUCCGGGUGCUACAAGGUGUCGUGCACUUCUCAGGGCCUGGCGGUGUACGUCCAGGACCGCUCGUUCACGUGCACGCGGAAGGGUCAGCUGCUGAGCGUCAGCGUCCGGGUCAGCGACUGGGUUUACAACGGCGUCCUGGUGUGCCCCGCCUGCUCCGACUUCUGUGACAACUGCCCUCUCCCACACCAGCUUCUGCCCAUGAACAACUCCAGGAGCAACCCCAUUGAUCCGUGCUCCAGUUCUCCUGGUCUGGCCACCACUCUCUGGCUUCUUCUGCUCAACCUGCUCCCUCUAGUGGUCGGACUGCUUCUCUGCCACUACAGCUGAUGACACAUGCAAACACACAAACACACUAACGGUAGCUGAACUAUCCUCUGUACUGUAGUCCUUUAAGGAUGUGAGCUGGACAUUUUUCUCCACCUUCUGGCUUUAAGAUGAAAAAAGCCAUUUUUCUGAA
Molecule: messenger RNA, 2686 nt
Organism: Oryzias melastigma (Indian medaka)
Lineage: Eukaryota; Metazoa; Chordata; Actinopteri; Beloniformes; Adrianichthyidae
Gene: lmln
Product: leishmanolysin-like (metallopeptidase M8 family)
Exons: 17
Coding region: 553-2556 (667 amino acids)
Biological process (GO): proteolysis; cell adhesion
Cellular component (GO): cytoplasm; membrane
Molecular function (GO): metalloendopeptidase activity
Source: RefSeq, a predicted model, not a curated record